UGUGCCAUCACUUCCUUUCCCAGCUCCCUUCUCCUCCUCCCGCUGUUACCUCCACACAGCAGCCACAUGACUCGGAGCCGUGCACCGUGCUAGCAGAAGGGAAGAAAGCCUCUCACCGGCCAGCGCUCUUCUAUUCAGCAGGCUCCCUCUUUCUUCCCUUCUGCUCCCGGUCCCUUCUUCUUUCUCUCUCCGGCGUGUCCCUGUGCCAGGCGCCAUGCCCAAUAUCGUGCUGUUCAGCGGGAGCUCUCACCAGGACCUCUCCCAGAAAGUGGCGGAGCGACUCGGACUGGAGCUGGGCAAGGUGGUCACCAAGAAGUUCAGCAACCAGGAGACCAGUGUUGAGAUUGGCGAGAGCGUGAGGGGGGAAGAUGUUUACAUCGUACAGAGUGGUUGUGGUGAGAUCAAUGACAACCUAAUGGAACUUCUCAUCAUGAUAAAUGCCUGCAAGAUUGCUUCUUCCUCUCGGGUCACGGCAGUCAUUCCAUGUUUUCCAUAUGCUCGUCAAGACAAAAAAGACAAGCGCCCCACCCCGACGAACUCGCACGCAGAAGCAAACGCAUACAGUCGGGCUCCUAUAUCUGCCAAGCUAGUUGCAAACAUGCUGUCUGUAGCUGGAGCUGAUCACAUAAUCACCAUGGAUCUCCAUGCUUCCCAGAUACAGGGUUUCUUUGACAUUCCUGUAGAUAAUCUGUAUGCUGAGCCAGCAGUACUGCAGUGGAUUAGGGAGAACAUCCCUGAAUGGAAGAACUGCAUCAUUGUAUCUCCUGAUGCCGGUGGUGCCAAAAGGGUGACAUCCAUUGCUGAUCGACUGAAUGUUGAAUUUGCCUUAAUCCACAAGGAAAGGAAAAAAGCCAAUGAGGUGGACAGGAUGGUAUUGGUUGGAGAUGUGAAAGAUCGGGUUGCAAUUCUUGUUGAUGACAUGGCUGACACAUGUGGUACUAUAUGCCAUGCUGCCGACAAGUUGCUUUCUGCUGGAGCGACAAAAGUCUAUGCAAUUUUAACACACGGCAUUUUCUCUGGACCUGCAAUUUCUCGGAUCAAUAAUGCAGCGUUUGAAGCUGUUGUGGUUACCAACACGAUACCCCAGGAAGAUAAAAUGAAGCAUUGCUCAAAGAUCCAGGUUAUCGACAUAUCUAUGAUCUUGGCAGAAGCAAUUAGGAGGACUCAUAAUGGCGAAUCUGUGUCAUAUCUCUUCAGCCAUGUCCCAUUAUAGACUGUUUCCUCCCCGCAUGCAGCAGCCCUCUUGAUUUUUUUUUUUUUUUUAAAGCAAAGUUAACCAAAAGCCAGAUAAUAAAUAUGCCUGUUAGCAGUUUCAGAUACUGUACCCUUCUCUCCUAUCCUUGGAAGAGUGCAGCUUGGUGAGAAGAUUUUUUUGAAUGCUUUCCGUUGAUGGCCAUGCUGAAAGCAACCUUGGGUUCUAGCUAAUCUUACCAUUGUAUUUAAUAAAACCUCUGUGUAUGUUUUACAUACAUUACAGCUGUAUACUUGCACAAGAUGAUUUAUUGGUGAAUGCCACCAGUUUGUUCUGACACUUUGAAUGUUACCUUUUACAGUGAAAGGCUUUGGGAGGCUUGGGUUGUUUGGGAAGGGUAGGGAUAUGAUAUAAAGCAAUCCUAUUUUGUACUGUGUGCAGUUGAAAUAUUAAUCUUAGCAGAUGUUUCAUAUUUCGUAUGUUCUUACUAGAUUGUAGGCUAUUUUGUAGUGGACAACUUUCAACAUUAGUAAAGCUGGCACACCGUGUACUACUUUUACGUCUAGUUUCUUUUCCAAUGCUGUUACAAGUUAAGGUCCGUUUUUAUGUUCUAUAUUUUUCAUGUUUCUGUCUUCUCUACCCAUGACAUUUAAUAAACAUCAAUAGUCCAGGUGAAAGUAAGAAUUGGCAGAACUUCAAAUCUACCUAAAAAUAAGUGGUCUUCGCUACAUGCCCUUCGAAAGGCUAGAGUGGCUCUCUUGGAGAUCAUUGAGCUUUUAUAGAUAAAAAUAUACAUGAUGCAGAUUUUUAUUGUUAGGGGAAGUUUACCACAGACUUCAACACACAAGCCCCGCUGAGUAUUGAGCAAGGGACUCUGGUGAGAAAGAUACCAGGACAGUGACAUGCUAUGCAUGUUUUAUAUUUUGUCACCCAGUUGACAUCUUAUGUUGACUAGGGACUAUGGCAAUAGUUGGGAAGUUGUUCCAUAGAGAUUAGUGAGCUCCACAUGAGAAUUAUUUUAUAGUAACCUCCAUUCCGGAAUACAAUCCACGUAAAAGCACUGGACAUCUAAGUUGUUUAGGUAUAAUAAAAGCAUUCAGAGGAGUGCUGAAUUUCCAUGGAACACAUAGACUAUGCAUACAUCAGGAAAUAUGUUGCCCAUUGCUCCUCACUGAUAAUGUAUUCAGUUCGGUAUAUUGCUUGGUAUGAUGCAAAAGAUGCAAAUCUACUGUAUGUGUUAAGAGGGCAAUAUAUGAAUAGUAAGAUGUAUUGUCACAAAUGCUAACUGAACUGUUGGAACAUGAAUAAACCAACACAAGAUUGUGUUGUACCAAAGCUGACACAAGACAGAGCUGCACAAUGCAUCAUCUCUUGUUUUUAUAUGUUUUGUUUCUUCCAGAUUGGUCUCUUGCAAUUCAUUUGACAAAAAAUGACUUUUUUUGCUUAAACAAUAAAUUUAAGAGUUCUCUGUGGACCAAUUUA
Molecule: messenger RNA, 2674 nt
Organism: Rana temporaria (common frog)
Lineage: Eukaryota; Metazoa; Chordata; Amphibia; Anura; Ranidae
Gene: PRPS2
Product: phosphoribosyl pyrophosphate synthetase 2
Exons: 8
Coding region: 215-1213 (332 amino acids)
Biological process (GO): 5-phosphoribose 1-diphosphate biosynthetic process; ribonucleoside monophosphate biosynthetic process; purine nucleotide biosynthetic process
Cellular component (GO): cytoplasm; ribose phosphate diphosphokinase complex
Molecular function (GO): ribose phosphate diphosphokinase activity; magnesium ion binding
Source: RefSeq, a predicted model, not a curated record